This is a messenger RNA of Dicentrarchus labrax (European seabass), 743 nucleotides long. RefSeq lists its product as uncharacterized. Gene Ontology annotation, cellular component: pore complex. Bases 126 to 659 code for a protein of 177 amino acids. Gene Ontology annotation, biological process: cytolysis in another organism; monoatomic cation transport; pore complex assembly. Lineage: Eukaryota; Metazoa; Chordata; Actinopteri; Moronidae. The record is from RefSeq and is a predicted model, not a curated record. The transcript is spliced from 3 exons. Gene Ontology annotation, molecular function: channel activity.
UGGAAGGAAGGACUGUAGAGGUGUAAUCACACAAGGGAGACUCUUUCCACCUCUCUGCAGGAUCUGAGAAAAAGGAACUUGACGCUGCUGUCUUGCAACUUACGUGAUUAACUCCAAAAGCCAAGAUGCCAGAAACAGCAGAAGCCGUGUCAGCCACUCUCACCACCAACAGAAACUGCACCAUAGAAAUAACCAACGUCAGCGGAAGCUACUGCCUCAUCAACCCCAAGGUGUACAUGACAAGUGGCUUCUGUCAGCACCCGCCCCAGCCUUCCAUUCGUACCACUAGGACCGAAGUGUGCUCCUUCACCAAGGACGACAACACUGCCACUGGCGCUGUCGGCCUGCUGACCUACGACCUGUUCCAUAUGCAGAGCCGGGUUUGCUCCGAGCGCAUGGCCAUCAUGUUCUCUGUGCCCUUUGACCACAACCUGUACAAGAACCGGCUGGCCGUGGGCGUGGUUGAGCAUUCCCGUGCCUGCGACAAACAUCUGUACGACCAGAUGUAUGAUGGGAAAGACCUCAGUAACUUUACCCGCUCUGACACAAGUGGCUGUGGGCUGCUAUAUAAAGCUACAUAUGUUGAUUUGAGGGCUACAAUGUCUAGUGUUGGUAAGGCCAUUGUUAAAGUGGAGCUCUAUGAUAAAAUGGGCCAUUAGUGUGGAAAAGUCUACUGAUAUUCUGCCUUUUUGUACUUUCUUGCUUUUGUACCCGACAGAAUAAUAAAAUUUCAUUUGGUUUAA